UUUUCACAAUGGGAGACUCUUUCAUCAUAGCUAUAGAUUUUGGCACUGCAUACAGUGGAUAUGCCUUCAAUAUAACACCGAGAGACGAUGAAAUAGAUCCAUACAUAAAGAGUUGGGGUGAAGAGGUUGGACUUGAGAACCCAAAGACUCCUACCUGCAUCCUGUUUGAUGGCCAAGAAGAAUUUAUCAGCUUUGGUUAUCAAGCUAAAGAAGACUAUCUUUCAAAAACGGGCCAAGAAGCCAGGGAGAAGUACUUCUUUAACUGCUUCAAGAUGGCUCUCUAUGGAAAAAAACUCACCAGAAAUCUGAAGAUUAAAGCAGCAAAUGGAAAGGAAAUGACGGCACUGAAAGUUUUCACUGAAGCAUUGAGAUUCCUGAAGGACGACGCUUUAAAAACCAUCGCAAAAAACACAGAAGGGAAAAAGUUCAAAGCCUCUGACUUCACCUGGGUGCUGACUGUUCCUGCCAUCUGGGAUCAUUCAGCUAAACAAUUUAUGAGAGAAGCUGCAACUCAGGCAGGUCUUGUGACCAAAGGAAACAGCAAUAAACUGAUCAUUGCCUUGGAACCAGAAGCCGCUUCGGUCCAUUGUAAGAAGCUACCAUCUGAUGGUUUCAUAGCAGAAAAUAGAGGAGAAGAUAAACUAGACCAGUCUCCAGGGACCCAGUACAUUGUGGUUGACUGUGGAGGGGGAACUAUUGACAUCACUGUUCAUGAAGUCUUGGAAGGAGGAGCUCUGAAGGAGCUACACAAGGCAUCUGGAAAUGAUCUGGGAGGACAAAACGUGGACAGAAAGUUUAAGGAGUUCCUCAGUGAAAUAUUUUGUGAUGGAGUCUGGGAUGAAUAUGAACAAAGCUACCCCAGUGAGGUUGAGAGAAUGAUGAAUGAUUUCACUGUUUUCAAAAAAAAGGAAAAAGAUAUAGAAGUGAUCUGUUCACUGAAUCUGGGGAGAGUGGCUCAGAAAAAACAAGACAUUGAAAAGUUCCUUGAAAAAGUUCAAGGAGUAUCCUACAACGAAGGUUCAAUCAGAAUCACUAAACAGAAACUGAGGUCUUUCUUUGAAGAAAGUCUGUGGGGAAUCACUAAGAGUCUCCGGCAAAUAUUAUGUAAAGAUUUCAAAAUAGAGUACAUCCUGUUAGUGGGGGGAUUUGCUGAGAGUGAGAUUCUACGCAGACACAUUACCGAUGAGUUUAUUGACAACUGCAAAGUUCUGUGUCCAUUUAGGCCACAAGAAGUGAUCUUAAAGGGAGCUGUUGAGUUUGGAAGAAGGCCACACUUGGUAGUAUCUAGAAAAAGUGGCUUCACUUAUGGGGUUGCUGUUAAUGAGGAGUUUGAUGCUUCAGUACACAGCCCGGACAAAAAGUUCACAACCAAAGAAGGCACGUUUUGUGCUGAUAUCUUCAUGAACCUUGUGACAGCAGAUGAGGAUGUUGGUUGGGAUGAAAUCAGGAACCACAUCUUAAACCCAUUAGAAUCAGAUCAAACCCAAGUGAACUUUACAUUUUUUCAAACAAAGAAAAAAAAAGUAAAUUACGUGGAUGAGGGAGGAGUAGAAGAAAUUGGAUCAUUUGUCGUUCAGUCUCCUGACAUCACACUUGGAAGAAAACGUGAGAUUAAACUGGAGAUAAAGUUUGGUUUCACAGAAAUGACAGCCACAGGCACUGACAAAGAGACAGGCAAGAAACAGACGAUUGAAUUGGACUUCAUGAGGAUGUAA
Molecule: messenger RNA, 1715 nt
Organism: Fundulus heteroclitus (mummichog)
Lineage: Eukaryota; Metazoa; Chordata; Actinopteri; Cyprinodontiformes; Fundulidae
Product: heat shock 70 kDa protein 12A-like
Exons: 4
Coding region: 9-1715 (568 amino acids)
Molecular function (GO): ATP binding; ATP-dependent protein folding chaperone
Source: RefSeq, a predicted model, not a curated record